AUGAAACUCACCCUCUGGCUGCAGGCACUGCUUGCUUCUUUUUUGCCAUCUACUCUCGCCCUUCCGUCUUCGACGAUCAACCACAGAGCAGCAGCAUGGCCCGACACUCCGUUCACCGUCUCUGGUCGUGACAUUCUCUCCGCCUCGGGCACCAAGAUCCGCUUCGCAGGUGUCAAUUGGCCAGGUGCAGCAGACACAAUGCUGCCCGAAGGUCUCCAAUACAACUCCAUCGCCAACAUUGUCUCAUUCAUCAAGUCAUUGAACAUGAACGUCGUUCGCUUGACAUAUGCCAUCGAGAUGAUCGAUGACAUCUUCUCCAAUUCACCAAACCAGAGCUUGCAGAAUACUUUGAUCAACGCGUUGGGAGAUACCAAUGGAAGAAAAGUUCUAGCGCAGGUCUUGAAGAACAACCCAGGAUUCACGAAAGAUACGACGAGAUUGCAAGUGUUUGAUGCUGUGGCGGCGGAGUUGGCAAAGCAAAAGAUUUGGGUACAUCUGGACAAUCAUGUUAGUAAGGCUGAGUGGUGUUGUGGAAGUGAUGGAAAUGGAUGGUUCGGAGACCAGUACUUCGAUGUUGCGAAGUGGGAGAGGGGUCUGGGAUACAUGGCCAAUCACGCGAAAUCCUGGAGUGGCUUUACAUCGAUAUCUCUUCGCAAUGAGCUUCGCCAGCCGAGUAGUUCAACUGCUCGACCGUACAACUGGAACUCCUGGAUCGAGAACGUCAUUCCCGCUGCGAAUGGAAUCCACUCGAACAAUUCUGCUCCACUGAUCUUCUUCUCCGGACAGGGCUACGAUACCGACGACACGUACUUCAUCCAACGGCAAACUUGGAACAGCGAGACGUUCAAGCCUGAGUCGUACGCCUUCAAGAACAAGAUCGUCUAUGAGAUCCACAAUUAUCAGAACAGUGCUACCAACUGCAAUCAGAUUCAACCUGGGCUGUAUAACAAUGCUUAUUGUGCGAUGAAUACGGCUGACACAAGUUGUCCAAACCACGGCCCAGUGGUGAUGAGUGAGUUCGGGUUCGAUCAGACUGAUGGGAGCUCGGGAGGUGCAUAUGCCCAGUGCAUCAAAAGUGUUGUGACGAAUCAGCCUGGUGGUCCAGCGGGGUGGAUGAUGUGGACGCUGAGUGGAAGUUAUUACAUUCGAAGUGGCACUCAGGAUUAUGAGGAUUCGUGGGGACUGCUCAACAAAAACUGGUCUGGUUGGAGGAACUCGACCGUCGUCGAUAAUUAUGUCAAGCCUUUUGUGCAGGCAACGCUGGGGUAG
This is a messenger RNA of Cercospora beticola, 1269 nucleotides long. RefSeq lists its product as uncharacterized. Lineage: Eukaryota; Fungi; Ascomycota; Dothideomycetes; Mycosphaerellales; Mycosphaerellaceae. The record is from RefSeq and is a predicted model, not a curated record.